GUCACUUGCUGAGCCAAGCCUAAGCCUGUCCCACCACCAGGAUGAUCCUGACUCUGCUGCUCGGCCUCGGGGGGCCCCUAGCCUGGGGGCUGCUGGGGGCCUGGGCUCAGGCCCCUGGUACUGGGUUCUCUGACCCACACAGCUCCGGGCCGCCUGGGGUCUGGAGCGCAGAGGCUGAGGACACCAGCAGGGACCCUGUUGGACGUAACUGGUGCCCCUACCAGAAGUCCAAGCUGGUCACCUUGGUAGCCGCUUGCAAAACGGAGAAAUUCCUCGUCCACUCGCAGCAGCCGUGCCCACAGGGGGCUCCAGACUGCCAGAGAGUCAAAGUCAUGUACCGUGUGGCCCACAAGCCAAUGUACCAGGUCAAGCAGAAGGUGCUUACCUCCGUGGCCUGGAGGUGCUGUCCAGGCUUUGGGGGGCCCGACUGCCAACACCAAGAUUCCAUGGCAGUUAUGGAGCCUGAAGAUGCAGGUGAUGACCGCCAGGAGCCUUGGGACGGGCCAGUCAGCGUGGCACCUGGCCACCCUAUUGCUGAGAUCAACCAGCUUGAGGUGCAACAGGAACUACAGGAAUGGCUGCUGGGAGAUGUCCAGAAUGACAUUCAGGAGGUGGCAGACAGCCUGCCAGGCCUGUGGAAAGACCUGGCUAGUAACCUCACAGCCGCAACAACAGAGGCCAAUGGAACACAGCAGCUGGAGUUCCCUGGUAGCUCCUUGGAGCAAGUGUUGCUGCCCCAUGUGGACACCUUCCUGAAAGUGCAUUUCAGCCCCAUCUGGCGGAGCUUCAAUGAAAGCCUGCAUGGCCUCUUCCAGGCCAUAAGAAACCUGUCUCUUGAUGUAGAGGCCAACCGCCAGGCCAUCAAGAGGGUCCAGGACAGUGCCGUGGCCAGGGCUGACUUCCAGGAGCUUGGUGCCAAAUUUGAAGCCAAGGUCCAGGAGAACACCCAGAGGGUGGGCCAGCUGCAGCAGGACGUGGAGGAUCGCCUGCACACCCAGCUCCUCUCCCUGCACCACUCCCUCUCUGAGGUCCAGGCCGAUGUGGACACCAAGUUGAAGAGGCUGCACAAGGCCCAGGAGGCCCCAGGGACCAACGGCAGCCUGGUGGUGGCAGCCGCGGGGGCUGGGGCAAGGCCAGAGCCGGACAGCCUGCAGGCCAGGCUGGGCCAGCUGCAAAGGAACCUCUCCGCGCUGCACGUGGCCAUGGGCCACGGGGAAAAGGAGCUGCAGAACACCCUCAAGGACAUGAGGACCACCCUGGCCCAGCACGCGGAUGAGAUUAAGGAGCUGUACUCCGAAUCCGACGAGACCUUCGAUCAGAUCAGCAAGGUGGAGCGGCAGGUGGAGGAGCUGCAGGUGAACCACACAGCGCUGCGGGAGCUGCGGGUGAUCCUGAUGGAGAAGUCUCUGAUCAUGGAGGAGAACAAGGAGGAGGUGGAGCGGCAGCUCCUGGAGCUCAACCUCACCCUGCAGCACCUGCAGGGCGGCCACGCCGACCUCAUCAAGUAUGUCAAGGACUGCAACUGCCAGAAGCUCUACUUCGACCUGGACGUCAUCCGGGAGGGCCAGAGGGACGCCACGCGCGCCCUGGAGGAGACCCAGGUGAGCCUGGACGAGCGGCGCCAGCUGGACGGCUCCUCCCUGCAGGCCCUAAGGAGCGCCGUGGACGCCAUGUCGCAGGCCGUGGACGCGCACACAGCGGAGGGCGAGCGGGCGCGGGCCGCCACGGCGCGGCUCCGGAGCCAGUUGCAGGCGCUGGACGGCGAGGUGGGCGCGUUGAAGGCGGCAGCGGCCGAGACCCGCCGCGAGGUGAGCCGGCUGCACAGCUCCUUCGCCGCCCUGCUGGAGGACGCACUGCGCCACGAGGCCGUGCUGGCCGCCCUCUUCGGGGAGGAGGUGAUGGAGGAGAUGUCGGAGGAGGCGCCGGGGCCGCUGCCCCUGCGCUAUGAGCAGAUCCACACCGCCCUGCAGGACGCAGCCAGCGGGCUGCAGGAGCAGGCGCUCGGCUGGGACGCGCUGGCCGCCCGGGUGGCCGCCCUGGAGCAGGCCGCGGGCCGUGGCGCACAGCCCCCACGGCUGGCAGAGCGCCCGGAGCCCAGCCACGACACGGGCGCGCAGGAGGCGGGCGCCACGGCCCUGGCCGGGCUGGCCCAGGAGCUGCAGCGCCUGAGCUCGGAGGUAAAGCUCGCCGGGCGGUGCUGUGAGGCCUCCGGGGCCGCCUCCCUCAACGGCUCUCUCGAGGGCCUCCACGGCGCGCUCCGCGCCUCCGAGCGCAGCUUGGAGCAGCACCUGCACCUCUUCCACAGCCUCUUUGGGAACUUCCAAGGGCUGGUGGCUGCUAACGUCAGCCUAGACCUGGGGAAGCUGCAGGCCAUGCUGACCAAGAGAGGAAAGAAGCAGCAGAAAGGCCUGGAAACUCCCCGGAAGAGGGACAAGAAGCAGGUGGAGCCUUUGGCGGACGCACAUGUCACAGGGCCGGUGCAAGCUGCCUUGGGCGCUGAGCUCUGGGAGGCAGGCGCCCCUGUGGCCUUCUAUGCCGGCUUUUCAGAAGGGACAGCUGCCCUGCAGACAGUGAAGUUCAACACUACAUACGUGAACGUUGGCAGCAGCUACUUCCCUGAACACGGCUACUUCCGAGCCCCCGAGCGUGGUGUCUACCUCUUUGCAGUGACCGUUGAAUUUGGCCCAGGGCGAGGCACCGGGCAGCUGGUGCUUGGAGGUCACCGUCGGACCCCAGUCUGUACCACUGGGCAGAAGGGUGGAAGCACAGCAACGACCUUUGCGAUGGCCGAGCUGCAAAAGGGGGAGAGGGUGUGGUUUGAGUUAACCCAGGGGUCAGUCACAAAGAGAAGCCUGCCGGGCACUGCAUUUGGGGGCUUCCUGAUGUUCAAGACCUGAACCCUGGGCCCAGCUCUGGUCAGACAUCAUGGACUUGCCCAGCUCUCCUUAGCCUGGGGCUCUGGCAAGAGAUGGUCCGGAGACCACCACCCAGUUGGUCUAGCUCUUCCCUGGAAACCUGCAAAGACACUGUGGUGUAGGUGGCCUCCCUCUAGCCACACCGGAUUUGGCUGUUUCUCAGUGAUGAGGAGGACUGGAAUGCUUCUCUGGCGGGAACUAUUCUUGGCAAGUGCGGACCUGGGCAUGGCUGUGUCCUCAGACAGCGCGGCCUGGACACCAGCUCUCUGCCACACCCUGAAUUCUACAACUGCUUUGGUGUUUUGCUCCUCCUGUGGUUGGAAACUUCCGUACAACACUUUCAACCUUUCUCUUGCUUCCUCUUUUCCCUAAUCAUAUGCUAGAAAAGCCAUUCUUUCCCAGAAGGAAUAUUUAAAAUGGAGGUGACAUUUUGGCCAAUAUUGGAAACUAGUCUCCAGCCACUACAGGGCAAUAGGAUUAAACCAAUCCCUUUGGUCCCUGUCGGUCAGAAUUGGGAGACAAAGGAUUGGUUGAGUUAACCAAGGGAAAGGAGAUUAGUGUCUUUUCUAUAGUUUCAGUCAUUCCUUGUAUUUAUCUGUAAUUUUAAUUUCAUGUCUUUUUCUCCUUGCCUCGCACAGGGGAAAGGCCAAGGCAUGCCAAGCAUGAACUGAAUGUGAACAGCCGUCACCUUUUUUGCUUCCUCCAGUAUCUUAUGACCACCCUCAUUCUUAUUAGCAUCUCUACCCAGGAAGGGAGCUGAGGGAGGAAGUGAAGGAAGACUAAAGAUCUCUCUCAAUAAUGAUCAACUUUGGAAUAAAGCAAUGCCCUUCAAA
Messenger RNA from Lemur catta (Ring-tailed lemur), 3748 nucleotides. It is a transcript of the gene MMRN2, whose product is annotated as multimerin 2. The record is from RefSeq and is a predicted model, not a curated record. Gene Ontology annotation, molecular function: protein binding. Gene Ontology annotation, biological process: negative regulation of cell migration involved in sprouting angiogenesis; negative regulation of vascular endothelial growth factor receptor signaling pathway. The transcript is spliced from 7 exons. Lineage: Eukaryota; Metazoa; Chordata; Mammalia; Primates; Lemuridae. The coding region runs from base 42 to 2897 and encodes 951 amino acids.